UCUUUACAUUCUCUCACAUUCCAAUGACUCCAUGAGACAGAAAUAACCUCCUGCGAAGAGCGGUUUUUGUUCAUUGAAGCGUUUUGUAUUGAUCCGGACUGGGAAGAACUUGGGAUUGCCUAUUUCAUAUCAUUUUUUCACUUCUAUUUCUUUUCCUUUUUUUGCACUGGCCAUCCAAGUACAUUAGCAUUCCGUUAUUUUGUAACAUCCCUAUAUUCGGUAUUAUAUUUUUACGUAUUUAUUUUUUAAUAGCCUUUUGAAAAGUUUCCCGUUGUUUUUUGCACAUCGAUUUAUCUUUCCCUGAGCAAAGUCGCGAUUUGUUUCGUUUUUCAGUCGCAAGUAUAGUAUAAUAAAAGUAUCUAAAAUGACAGGUGUGACUUCUUUGGACUCAGUGAAGAGAAAGAUCCAGACUUUGCAGCAGCAGGCGGAUGACGCAGAAGAUCGAGCUUUGGUUCUACAGCGCGAGCUGGACAAUGAGCGCGAGCUCCGGGAGAAAGCUGAGGGUGAUGUGGCGGGUCUGAACCGCAGGAUUCAGCUGGUGGAGGAGGAACUGGAUCGGGCUCAGGAGAGGCUGGCAACUGCACUGCAGAAACUGGAAGAGGCGGAGAAAGCAGCAGACGAGAGCGAGAGAGGCAUGAAGGUCAUCGAGAACCGUGCCAUGAAGGACGAGGAGAAGAUGGAGAUCCAGGAGAUGCAGCUGAAGGAGGCCAAACACAUCGCCGAGGAGGCCGACCGCAAAUACGAGGAGGUGGCCCGUAAACUGGUGAUCCUCGAGGGGGAGCUGGAGCGAGCCGAGGAGAGAGCUGAAGUCGCCGAAUGCAAAACUAGUGAUUUAGAGGAGGAAUUAAAAAACGUUACCAACAACUUUAAAUCCCUAGAGGCUCAGGCAGAGAAAUACUCGGAAAAAGAAGACAAGUAUGAAGAGGAAAUUAAAGUUCUUAGUGACAAGCUGAAGGAGGCCGAGACCCGUGCAGAGUUUGCUGAGAGGACAGUGACCAAACUGGAAAAAUCCAUCGAUGACCUGGAAGAAAAAUUAUCUUCUGCAAAGGAAGAAAACCUCGGAAUGCACCAAGUGCUGGAUCAGACACUUCAGGAGCUGAACAGCUUAUAAAAGACACGACGAUGAGAGAGAACGACGUCCAUCGUGCAACAUUCCACAAAUACUCUCCUUCAUUCCAACUCGCAAGCUAUUCAGCCCCAUUUUCUCACAGAAUGGGCUAAUAAUUUAAUUUUUGAUCUGAGGUAUUUCUUUUGCGCUUUUAUCCAAGCUGGCUUGAUAUAGCUACUUCCAAAACAUAGGCAAACAACCUGAGGUGCUACAACCGAGUUUUCCCACUAAAAGAACGGUAUAAAUAGUUUAAUAAAUGCCAUACCGCAUGGAAAGUGAAUAUGUUAAUGUGCUGAGCUGAAAUUCACUUGAAGUUGUGCUAUUAAUGUGUUUUAUGGUCAAAUGAAGACAUUAUGUGUUAUUAUUUCAGCCUUUCAUAUGUACAUCAUGCGCUCCAUCUAUUGGCCACAUGAUGCACUGCAGUACAUCAAUCCAUUGAUAAUGCCAUGUUAUUUUUGACAAGAGAACUUUUGUGGAACCACCACAAAAUGGGGACCAAACAAAGGCCAAAGAAACAUUAGCUCUUCCCUAGUCAUUUCUGUGAAUGCGUUUUGUUGCCCCCUCCACCCCCCCCCCCCCCCGUCAAAUUAGUAUUUCAAAAUAUCGCAUAAAUAACAUUUCUUUUCCACUUGUAAUAAAUUUUUAUAAAAAGUC
Molecule: messenger RNA, 1762 nt
Organism: Carassius auratus (goldfish)
Lineage: Eukaryota; Metazoa; Chordata; Actinopteri; Cypriniformes; Cyprinidae
Product: tropomyosin alpha-1 chain
Exons: 8
Coding region: 365-1111 (248 amino acids)
Source: RefSeq, a predicted model, not a curated record